CCCAUUGGACAUUGACUAUGAAGUGAUUUCUGAUUGGAGCUCAUAAAGUCAUCAGGAAACGUUUGGCUAACAACAUUAAGGUAGCGAACUUGUGUAUUUGUUUAUUCUUACUCUAAAUAACUGAGCAAUUGUGUUUUGGACUUUUCAACAUGAUCACAUUCGUUGUAACGAUAUCAGAACGUUGUUGUCAGACGUGGAUAUUAACGUUACUGCCGUUAGCUAAUGGCAGCUGUCCAGUUUAGCUAGUUAGCAAGACAAUUUUCGUUUACAUAUAACGACGUUAGCUUUUCCCCAUUACACACGACCAUGCAUGUGAACGCAUAGUGAGAGAUGCCUCCUGGAAACAAACGGGCAAGAAAAGAGGACACACCGCUGGAGUUGGCGUGUGAGUGGGGGUCCUGCCAAGAGUCAUUCGAUCAGAUGCAGGAGUUCUGCGAGCAUGUGGAGGGUCACCUCAAGGCGCUGGACAUAGAGGAAGGGGACAAUUACUCAUUUGAUGAGCAGAGUUGUAUAUGGAAAGACUGUGGGUUCUGCUCUGUGGAGAGUGCUGAGUUGAAGCGCCACGUGUAUUUCCACUGUUACCACACCAAGCUGAAGCAGUGGGGCCAGGGGGUACUCAAGGCCCAGCCCAGCCUCGGCACCUGCACCAUUGGCCUCCACAACCGCAACAUCGUGCCUGACAUAACAGAAAACUUCAUCUGCCAGUGGGAGCAAUGUGAGGUGAGACACUGUUAGUGUGGGUCAUAU
Messenger RNA from Coregonus clupeaformis (lake whitefish), 747 nucleotides. RefSeq names its product histone H4 transcription factor-like. The coding region runs from base 331 to 735 and encodes 134 amino acids. NCBI's taxonomy places the organism in Eukaryota, Metazoa, Chordata, Actinopteri, Salmoniformes, Salmonidae. Gene Ontology annotation, molecular function: DNA-binding transcription factor activity, RNA polymerase II-specific; RNA polymerase II cis-regulatory region sequence-specific DNA binding. The transcript is spliced from 2 exons. Gene Ontology annotation, biological process: regulation of transcription by RNA polymerase II; anatomical structure development. The record is from RefSeq and is a predicted model, not a curated record.